GGCAGCGAAAGUGGAUGAAGAUGUGGAUCUUGUUGAUGUUUUUCUGUUUGAAUUCCUAGAAGUAACGAUAACUUUUUUUGGUUGUAUUCACCUUGUUUUUCUUGUCCUGACGGAUUUUUCCGACAGACCGCACUCUUCUCCUUGCGGUGAUCUUCUACAACUUUUCUAGUUUGAUUUUUGGUCUUUCUCUUUAGACAAAGAUCAGCAAAAAUGGCGUUGGUUUCCUCAGACAACGACAGCAGCGCUGACGAGCACGACCGCCCAAUCGCUCCGGCGACCAAGAAACGGCUGGUGGCUGGCGGUGCCAAGGCUAGUUCGUUUGUAUCCAAGAAGGUGAGGGAGGAACGUGAAGCGCAGGAAGUGCAGAAGCAAAAAGAAGAGCAGAAAAAGCGGGAAGUCGAAGCGACGCGCAAGCGAAAACAGUUUCUGCUGCAAGAUCCACGUGAUGCGGAGCGGAAUCGUGAGCGCGCCGAGCGAGAGUAUGCUCGUAAGCUGCGCGAGGAGGAGCGGCGGGCACGUGCGAAUGGCAGCGCCGAAAACGGGAAUGCCAAUAUGGUUCCCCUGGGCAACGGGACGAGCCAUUCGACUUCAGGCGGCUCUUCCUCGAGUUCCAGCCGAGCAGCGACGUCCAGCGGCGCUAUAAAAAACGUAGCAGCAGUCUCCUCCUUGAAAAAUCUGGGUCUCUUGUCGAAAGAGAAAUACGAUCAAGUCUCGACUCAGGAGAAGGCGAACUCAAAAUCGACAUCUGUACCUUUACAAUUCUCCUUUAGAAUAUUCAAUUCAGAAAGUCAAAGUGUUCGCAGAUUCUGCUGUACUCAAUUUUGUAUUUUACCAAUGCGGAAAACGACUUAACGAAUUAUGACCAAAUGUUGAAAUAAUUGAUUGCACGUACUAAGUACUUACUUUGUUUCUAGAAUUCUUUGUUUCUCAUGGAAGGAUACCAUCUUUUUUUCUGAAACAAACAUCAGAUGUCUGCGCAGGAACUGUACAUGGUAAAGAAACAGUAUUUGGGUCUUCGCGACGAGCGUAGAAAACUGCAGAAACCCUCUGAAAAGUUUCGAAAUAUCUUCAACUUCGAGUGGGCUGCCGAAGACGACACUUUCAGGGGUGAUUCAAACGAGCUCUAUACAAAGCGACCCGAGCCCCAACUUCUCUAUGGACGAGGCUACCGUGCAGGAAUUGACGUCAGAGAACAGCGAAAAGCGAACAGCUUCUACGAGGAGAUGGUCGCUGCGAGAGCGGAAGCAACAGGCGAAGAUGUAUUCAUUUGAUUUGUCGAAUCUCGUUUUGAGUCGUAGAAUAAGAACACUUGGAUCCCACCCAUUAUGAUUAAUAAUGCUUUUGAAAAGCUGAUAGUUGUUGACGUAGUCUAGUUGUAACCAUGUUUGUAAUUUUUUCAUCAACCAUUCUUCAUGCUUUGCGCUUACACGACCGCCUGACCGAAAUUACAAUAACCAGGUUUCCAACUUUUUGUCUUCACGCGAGGCUAUCGCGCAGAAGAAAGAGAACGCGGGCAGAGAGGAGGACGGCCGUCACUGGACUGUCAAGUCUCUGGAUGAGAUGAAAUCUCGCGAUUGGAUGAUCUUCAGAGAGGAUCAUCAGAUCAAACUGCAGGGUGGUCGCGUGCCACCUCCACUCCGAAAUUGGCAGGAGGUACCAUUGUUAUGAUGUUCAGUAGAUUAUAUAGAUGCUUUAUAUAUUAGGACUAGAAUCUUGCUAGUUUUUUUUGUAGGAGCAUGCAGCCUAAGAGUCAAGAGAUUCUGGUGCGUUUGUUACCAUGUUGAAAGAUGUGACGAAAACACCGAUCAACCUCCUCAAACCCCAAUCAACACAGGCACCGCUUCCGGUUGAGCUGCUAGAAGCAGUUUCGAGGUGUAACUACACAAAACCGAUGCCAGUACAGAUGCAAGCGAUACCAGUUGCGUGUGCGCUGCGAGAUCUCAUCGCGGUCGCAGAAACCGGAAGUGGAAAGACCGCAGCCUACUCUCUUCCACUAUUGAAGUACUUUACAACUUUUUUUAGGGUAUCUAGGAUAGUUCUUCGAGUCUUCGUUUACAUCAUGUGUAUGGCAGAGUCGUACUUUUCCUGAUAACUUUGUGAACUCUUUGGCACUCCUACUCACGAAAAAGUGCUCGCACAAUCGUGCCCUGUGAAUGCAUCAUUUUCUUUUUUUUCUGGUUUCAACAUUGACUCAUCACUACCGCCACCGUCUGCAGGUACUUGCAUAAUUUGCCGCAGCUGGACCACGAGUCAGCACAAAACGGGCCUUAUGCCCUGAUUCUGUGCCCGUCGCACGAAUUGGCGUUUCAGAUCGAAAAGGAAAUGGACAAAUUUAAGCAUUUUAUUCCCCACAUUCGACGUGUGACCCUGGUCGGUGGCCAGGGAGGACGUGAUGCGGAACGGCAAGCCUUCGAUAUUCGAAACGGCGUCGAGCUUAUUAUCGCCACUCCAGGUCGAUUAGUCGAUGCGAUCAACAAGCGACACACGGUCUUACACCAGUGCAACUACGUUAUCUUGGACGAGGCAGAUCGAAUGUUGGCGCCGGGUACAGUGAUUUAUGUUUCCUCUUCUUCUUAUUACUUACUUUCUCUAUUCCGUUGUUUUUACUUAUCAUUGAUUUGUACAAGAACUGCAUGAAACAGGCGUUGAACUUGAAGAUGCAGACGUCAGACAUCAUUUUUCUUUUUGUUCGCAUGCUAAGGUUUGCAGGAGUUUCUGUAUCAAGCGUUGGAUGCGAUUCCGAGCACGAAUCUGAAGGCUGAAAGCGAGGAUCAUGCCUAUAAGCAGGAGUUGGAGGGACUUGCCGGCCAUCGCUCCUUUCGCAUUACCCAAAUGUACGGCGCGACGAUCAAUGCCCCCAUGGAACGGCUCGCCAAGAAGUACUGCCGCCACCCAGCCGUGAUCCGUGUGGGCGAUCCCAGUUCGGGCAAUAAGAACAUCGAACAGCGAGUGAAGAUGAUGCCAGAGGCUGAUAAAAAGAAGGAACUCGAAAGCCUUAUUGGCAGCGUAGAGAUGGAGACGCCGUGUAUGAUCUUCGUGAAUCAGAAGAAAGCAGCAGAGCUUCUGGCCAAGACGAUCGAUCAACUCGGGUACAAGGCAGCAACGAUGCAUAGUGGAAAGCUCUCGAGUGACAGGUACUGCGUCGAUGAUGAUACACAAAUUAUAAUAUAAUAUGUAUCCAAUACUGGGUGAAACUCCAUUGCUAAUUUUAUAGACAAGAGCCCCUUCUUCUUCUUGUUCUUUGACAACUACAACUGAUGUUAUACCUUGUAUCGACGAUUAUUGUCGUCUAUUGACGAAUUUCCUAACAUCAAUGAUUUUUCUUUAUCAUUAUCAAUUUCUUAUCAUGACAGGCAAGCCGCUCUGGAGAAGUUUCGUUCGGGUCAGUUGGAUUUUUUGGUGGCGACAGACGUGGCCGCUCGUGGUAUCGAUAUCGAGGGCUUGCCGCAUGUUUUGAACUUCGACAUGCCAACGGACUUCGCAGAAUACAAGCAGCGCAUUGGACGAACCGGUCGUGCUGGACGCAAGGGUGUCGCCACUACGUUCUUGACACCCGCAGACGAAACUCACUACUUCGAAUUGAAGGAAUACCUGAUCGCUUGCGAAAAGCCGGUGCCGACAGAACUCUCGCUUCACGAGGCAAGCCGGUUCAAGCCCGGCACUAUCACGGAAAGCGGCCACAUGCAAGGACAGAAGAGCAACGUGGUUUACUCAUCAACAUACAAAUGAUGAUAACGUGUGGGUGGAGCAAUUGAUUAACAUGAUUAUGUCAUGGUGAUCCAUUGCGACACGAUUCAAAAACACGACAAGAUUAUACAGACACUCUCGAAGUCUGUGUGAAACCUUCAUGCCUCAUACCCUACAUGACGGUUUUCCAAAUUUUAUAAACGCCGUCGUAAGUAGUAUAUUAUCCCACACACCAUGCCUCGUAUCACCAAGAAGAGACAUGCCAAUCUCGGCUUGAGGAGACAUGCUCUGAAGCGCGAAAAAAGACUGAGCGUUUGAGUCCGGUACCCCCCGCAUAUCUUUGAACCCAACACGAGAGUGUAAGAAUUUUCCAUGGUCCCCUUCAGCCCCUGAGCGCACAAACUAC
Messenger RNA from Amoebophrya sp. A25, 4093 nucleotides. Lineage: Eukaryota; Dinophyceae; Syndiniales; Amoebophryaceae. The record is from the annotation of a GenBank genome assembly.